Rubroshorea leprosula is the source of this 1497-nucleotide messenger RNA. The record is from the annotation of a GenBank genome assembly. NCBI's taxonomy places the organism in Eukaryota, Viridiplantae, Streptophyta, Magnoliopsida, Malvales, Dipterocarpaceae.
UCUUCUCUCUCUUUGAUUUGGUUUUGCUACCAAAGCAAGAUAUUGAGAGUUGUAGGCUUGUAGCUAUAGUUUUUAGUCAUUUCUGUCCCCUUUUGAUUAUUAGCAAGGAUGAAGAAUCCACAAUCAUCUUUGCCUCCAGGGUUUAGGUUUCACCCAACAGAUGAGGAGCUUAUCCUUCACUAUUUGAGAAAGAAGCUUGCUUCCACACCCUUUCCAGUGUCCAUCAUAGCCGAUGUUGAUAUCUACAAGUUUGAUCCAUGGGACUUACCAGCUAAAGCUGCUUUUGGUGAGAAAGAGUGGUACUUUUUCAGUCCAAGAGACAGGAAGUACCCAAAUGGUGCUAGACCAAACAGGGCAGCCGCGUCUGGGUAUUGGAAGGCAACUGGGACGGAUAAGGUUAUAGUGACAUCAUCAAUGGUGGCUGGAGUUGGAGGAGGACAAGAAAGCAUUGGUGUGAAGAAGGCUCUCGUGUUCUACAAGGGAAGGCCUCCAAAGGGUGUCAAGACUAAUUGGAUUAUGCAUGAAUAUCGCCUUUCAGAUAGCCCCAGUGGCAACUACAACAGACCAGCAAAGUCCAAAGAUUCUUCCAUGAGGUUAGACGACUGGGUUCUUUGCCGGAUCUACAAGAAGUCACAUGCUUUAUCUUCAGCAUCGACAGCAGCAGUUAGUGAAGAUCAAGAAGAGGAAGAAACAGAGCAGUUUGUUCAAGAUGCCCUUUUACCAAGCCUGAAAAGUCCUCCAAGAAACAUCACUUUAAUCCCCCAGAAGUCCUGCUCCUUCUCCAACUUGCUUGAUGCCAUGGAUUACUCAAUGCUGAGCAGUAUUCUUUCUGACACUCAGUUUAACCUGUCUGGAUAUGAUUCAACUCCAUUAAAAAAUGAGAGUCUUGAGCAGCCCCUCUAUGAGAACUUUGCCAACAACAGCAAUGUUAACAGCAGCCAUUUGCUUCAAAAGCUUCCUCAGCUGAACCCUUCUGUUCCAAAUGCAGAUAACAAACUCAAGCGCCAGCGUUCAAAUGUUGAGGACGACCUACUGCACCCAUCAAAAAAAUUCAUCGCCUCUUGCAGUUACAACAACAGCACCAAUCAACCCGAUUUGACCCAAUACAACUUCCUAAAUCAGUCAUUCUUCAACCAGGGUUUUCUUCUGAGUCCUCAUCUUCAAUUCCAAGGAUAAAACAAAGGUUCUAAUAACCCAAAAAUGAAAAAGAGAUUGGGAGGGUUAAGGAGAAGAAUAAUGUGUAUAGAUGGAAAUAUGUGUAAUUUUUAUUGGUGUGAAACCACAAGCAUGGAUUAGGAAUAUUGAAGUUUGGUAUCAAAGCAGAUAUCAUUCCACAAUCCAAAGUCAAAAGAUGAUUGAAGAAAAAAAGGGCAGGAUGAGGGUUGACAAGAAAUCAUGCAUGAUUUUUGUAGGGGGAAAAUGUAUUGGUUAAAUUGGCAAAAUUGGCAGAUCAGCAGUCAUACUCUGUAGAUCAGAUUAUAAAAUAGUGUGUUGUUU